Messenger RNA from Procambarus clarkii (red swamp crayfish), 1482 nucleotides. Lineage: Eukaryota; Metazoa; Arthropoda; Malacostraca; Decapoda; Cambaridae. The record is from RefSeq and is a predicted model, not a curated record.
AUGACUGAAGUUAGUGAUGAAGAGGUGCGGAGUCCGUCACUGCACGUCACCUGUGUGAGUCUUGUGUGGGAGCUGGGCGAGGAGCAGUGUCCUCAGUCAUCACUGCUCAGACGUAGUGUCCCCAGGCGCAGCUCGUACACUCCUCAGAUUCCAUCGGCCUCUUCAAGAGUCGAGUUAACGUUCUCGAUAGUCAAGAGACCUGCUAAGCAGCAGCAGCAGUGGCAGGAGAUGAGCUGGAACACCCACACCACACCAAGAACGACGAGUCUGGAGCUAAUCUGGAGCAUGGAAGAGCUCUGGGGAUCAAUGUUUGGAACGUCGCCCCGUGUGGCCGCCUCUCCUGAUUAUGAUGGCAGGAGGGCAGCCCUGGGGGAGGCAGCCACUGCUCACGACACAGGCACCAGAGGAGGCGUCAGGGUACGUUUUCUUUUUCAGGAUCCUGAGGGACACGAUAGAAUUUGCUUCAAAAAGGUGGCGGUCGUGGAGGACUUCUUCGAUAUUAUAUACAACCUUCAUGUAUGCAAGGAUGGCAAGGAACAAAAACAUAUGGGACAAAAGAGGACAUAUCGGGCUGUGUCUGAGCGCUACGCCUUCGUGCCCCGGGAGGCCGUCACCAAGUUCCUGGUGUUGUGUACGGAGUGUCCUCGGCGCUCCGUCGGCGUCCACGUCGGCCUGGGCGUUCCUCUGGGCGUCGCUAACCUGCCGGUGCCCCCACCAACCCUGCCCUUGCCAAACCUGCCCCCGCCGCCGCCGCCACCACCUUCUGCCCCGCCUCAACCACCUAAUAGCCGCCACUCCCAGGACGUGACCGUGAAGGAAGAGCCACAGUACGCUUCUCCCGUCCGCCUUCACCACCAGCACCAUCACCCACAGCACCACCACCCACAGCACCACCACCAGCAACACCACCACCUGCAGCAUGCGCACCAUCACCACACACACCACCACCCUCCAACACUCUUGCAGCAGCAGCAGCAGCAGCACCUUCAACAGCACCACCAACACCACCACCACCACAACCACCACCAACAAACCCACCUAGACCACCAACACUCACCACAGCUUGAAAAGGAAAAACAAAAACAGCAAAAAGAACACCGAGAACAACAACAGCAACAAUUAAAGCAGCAAAAACAAAAGCAGGAACACGAAGAGAGGCAAGAGAAGCAGCAGAAGAAGAAGGACGAGAAGGAGGAAGCAGAGAAGGAGCGAGAAGCGAAAGAAAAGGAAGAGGAGUGGAAGAAGCAGGAGCAGGAGGAGGAGGCAGAGGAGCGGGAGUACAGCAAGCACGUGAGUGUGGUCAGCCACCAGGUCGACUACAGGCUGCCCUUCACUAGCAUCUACCUCAAGCACUGCCGGGCCUCCACCACUCUCAACAAAAACAACAAUUACAUCCACAACAACAACAACUUCAACCACGUCGCGUGGAAGGUAGGCAGCUGUCUUUGUUCUCAUUCUCACAGCUAAUGUUUUCAGUUGGUA